Venustampulla echinocandica is the source of this 609-nucleotide messenger RNA. RefSeq lists its product as uncharacterized. The record is from RefSeq and is a predicted model, not a curated record. The coding region runs from base 1 to 609 and encodes 202 amino acids. Lineage: Eukaryota; Fungi; Ascomycota; Leotiomycetes; Helotiales; Pleuroascaceae. The transcript has 3 exons. Gene Ontology annotation, cellular component: mitochondrion.
AUGGCUGAAGAUGUGAAAGGUAUCAUAGAUGAGCAUGAUCUACAAAAUGUUACACUGAUUGGGCACUCCAUGGGAGCUAAAAUAGCGCUCACCGUCGCACUGCAGUGCCCGGAAUCAGUUGGCAAUGUUAUUGCCAUUGAUAAUAUACCAAUUCACUUACCGCUAUCAGAUGAUUUCCAUCAAUAUAUCGAAGCUUUGAAGAGAGUUGAGCAGGCAAAAGUUACAACGCAUGCACAGGCGGACUUUAUCGUAAGGGAAUAUGAAAAGUCUUCAAUCAUCCGCUUCUUCCUCCUCACUAACCUUGUCUCAUCGCCCGAAAGCUCCUACCUUAGAUUUCGCAUUCCUUUAGAUGUAUUAUCUACAGCGCUUGGUCCCCUUGAAGAUUUCCCGUUUGCAGCUGAGGAGGGAAUAAAUUUCAACAAACCUGUCUUGUUUAUCCGGGCCACUCAAAGUCAUUAUAUUCCGCACUCUGCACUGCCGCAAAUUCGACUAUUCUUCCCAAAUGCGAGCUUAGUAGAGAUGGACUGCGGACACUGGGUUAUACAAGAAAAGCCAGAGCAGUUUGCACAAUGUAAGAUUGACAUCACGCAUCUACGUGCCUAUAUAUAA